CCGAGAGCGGUCGUCCCAAAACAAACCUUCAAAUAACUUGCUUCCCAUCACUCGUAAAUCUUGUCUGCCACCAAGCAAAACCUCUUUUUGUUGCAGUAGGAACAAAUAUCAAAACUUGUGGACGAACACAGGAUUUAAGAAUCAUGAAGACCAUCGCUAUUCUGGUGAUUGCCGUUUUUGGCCUCGCAUAUGGAAGAUUCUUGUUGGAUGACGAAGCUCUUAUGUUGUCAUCCAUGGAAGAUGACUAUCAAGAAAAGCGAAAACUCUUAAGAGUCGAAGUCGAUGAAUCCGUCAACGAUUUCUACGAUGCUAUGCCCUCUACACGAAACAAAUGGGCCAUUUUGACUUUCGACGAUGACAAAAAGGUUGCGAUCGAGACAAGUGGAGAAUCGGACGAUACGACCACAAAAGAGGAAGACAAAGUAGAGUUCGAAAAAAUGAAGAAUGCAAUUCCUACUGGUGAAUCACGCUACAUUCUGUAUAAAUUUAGUUUCUACAGUGAAGUACGCCAAAAACAUGUCAAUAAAAUUGUGUUCAUAUUCUGGGAUAAUUUUGAUUUUACACAGCAUAAUCGAUUCAUAAGAGAUGUAAAACAAGUGAAGGAAAACAUUGACAGCCAGUUGUUCCUAGCUAAAUUUUCCAGCGCAAAGUACUUCACUUAUGAAAAGAUGGCGGGAAGGGUUCAGUGGCUUGUAUAGUGCAUUUCAUUCGCCCAGCUGGAAUUCCACAUUUUUUUUCUUUUUGUUUCGACCAAUGAAAAUUGAUCUCACCGACGUUUUCUAAUUUCAUAUCACGUGUCAUGCCCUUGCAUGUGAUCAUGAUUUCCUGUCCCAGUAACGUUCGAAUAGCAAAAGUCAAAUUUCAAGGGUCUGGAAUGUGGUCUGAAAUUGGGUAGUAUCAAGAGAAAAUGAACCAAGAGAAGGAAUUCCCGUGUCCCAUCAUGUGUACACUUUGAUGCUAUUUUUAACUCGUUACCAUACCCGCGCGAUAAUCAUGCUUCCCUUUAAUGCCUCAUUUUUGAACACGAAAAGCGCCAUAUUUCGUU
This is a messenger RNA of Actinia tenebrosa (Australian red waratah sea anemone), 1045 nucleotides long. RefSeq lists its product as uncharacterized. Lineage: Eukaryota; Metazoa; Cnidaria; Anthozoa; Actiniaria; Actiniidae. Gene Ontology annotation, molecular function: actin binding. The record is from RefSeq and is a predicted model, not a curated record.